Messenger RNA from Dujonia railenensis, 1068 nucleotides. The record is from the annotation of a GenBank genome assembly. Lineage: Eukaryota; Fungi; Ascomycota; Pichiomycetes; Serinales; Debaryomycetaceae.
AUGAUAAGAGAACUGAAGUUAAUGAAACUUCCUGUAGAGAUACUUGUUUCCAUAUUAGAGAUCUUAUAUUAUAGAGGGAAGCUCAAACCAAAGUACUUGAGAGUGUGUAAGCUCUUUUAUUUCAUAGCAUAUCCGCUAAUUUAUAGAGCCCCCCGCUUAAAAUCCAGUAACUUUUUCAGCUUUGUAGAACUGAUAUCUGCAAACAAGAGAGGAGGUGCUGAAUAUAUCCAAGAGCUUGACUUGUCAGGCGUGAUCCAAAGUGGUAAAAAUGCAUUUGUUCUGAAGCUUUUAAAGCGAACUAAGAAACAACUACAAGUCUUUGUAGCUCCACAAGCAAGUUUUGGUCUUGCACCUCUACUUUCAUUGAAAAACUGUUCCAACUUGAAAAUCUUGGAUUUAAGACUUGUGUCGGAAACCUUGAACUUAAGUGAGUUGUUUAAUUCCAUUCGAUCACUUCAAAACUUGACGCAUUUAUCAUUCCCUAGGUCAUCUGUAGCCAUAGGAGACUACACCGCGGUAGCUUGGCCACCAAAACUUUCAUAUCUAAGGCUCUCUGGGGGAAUCUCAGAUGAUUUCUUAUUGAAGACAGAGUUUCCACCAACCAUCACCCAGCUAGAGUUUGCCCACUGCCCUCAUAUUAAAGAGUUUGGAUUUCAGCUUUUUAUCCGAAAAAUGGGGAGUAACCUAAAGACGUUGAAAGUCCAAUACCCCAUGCCUGGUCUUCGUGAAAGAUCGCUAGAUCCUGUUUUCUACUACUGCAAGAACUUGCUUGUCCUCGAAGUAGCAGUUGACUACGUCUCUUCCACAUUUUUCGACGAGGAAAACUUAUCCUACCUUGAUUUCCCCAGACCACUCAAAACAUUAUAUAUAGAAAGUAGUGGUAUGUUGGGGACUUCAACAAGGUUGGAUCCCAUUGAUCUAGCUGUAGCGUUAAACGAUGAAAGGUUACCAAAGUUGAAGAACAUAAGGUGUACUGCAAAAUUGGGAUGGGAUCCAAAGUCUGAGUAUGUCUCGUUCAUCGUGGAUGCAUUAGAUGAAAGGGGAGGCGGUAUAUAUAUCGGUUAUUAA